AUGGAUGGACACAAGAAGAGAAAGCUUGCUGCUGCGGGUGGCUCAUCUGCAGUCACCAAAAAGCAAAAAACUCGGCCUCAACCAAAGAAGCCGACCACAAAAACCCGACGAACAGUAGGCUUCGACUCGCUGCGAUGGACCUCUGCAAAACUUCCGGAUAUGACCAACGAUGCCGAAGGGUUCUAUGGACUGGAGGAAGUCGACGACGUGGAGAUUGUCAAGGACCAAGACAACAACAUACGCUUUCGAGUCUUCGACGCCAAAUCGGACUCGAAUAGCGAGGCUGGAGACGGAGACGCAGACGCCGAUGAGGCUGGCCAUGAGAGCGACGACUCAUUCGAAGGCUUUGGUGAUGACCCAGUAGCACAAGCCAAACCUUCACCAAAAUCGUUUGAGCCGUCGACAGUCGCGUCAACCAAAGAGCCCAAGCAAAAGAAGGGAGACAGUAAAGCCGAGAAGAAAGAGACGAAGGCUGAGAAGAAGGAGACGAAGGCUGAGAAGAAGGUAAAGAAGAGCAAGGUCAUGGAAGACAGCCAACUAGAAAGCAACGUUUUUGCCUCUCUUGAGAAUGUCGAUGACGCGCAAGACGAUGUUGAUGUGUCAGAGUGGUUACCCCUCGACCUCUCGCCGUCAUUGGUUUCGUCUAUUGCCAAGCUCAAGUUCUCGAAACCGACCGCCAUCCAGGCCUCAUCUAUUCCUCAUGUCUUGGCUGGGCACGAUGUCAUUGGCAAGGCCUCUACUGGUUCUGGAAAGACCCUGGCUUUUGCCAUUCCCAUUGUCGAGAAGUGGCUAGAGCGUCGCGAGGACGACAGCGAGGCCACUGAAUAUGGUCCCAUCGCUUUGAUUUUGUCUCCCACCAGAGAGCUGGCACAUCAGCUCACCGAUCACAUCACCGCUCUUUGUCAAGGGCUACCCACAUCGCCGUUUGUCUGCUCCGUGACAGGAGGAUUGUCUGUUCAGAAGCAACAGCGCCAAUUGCUCAAGGCUGAUAUAGUUAUUGGAACACCUGGCAGAUUGUGGGAAGUCUUGAGCUCUAGUUCUGAUCUCAUGGCCAAAUUCAAGGAUAUCAGCUUCCUCGUCGUUGACGAGGCCGAUCGGCUACUCAGUGAAGGGCAUUUCAAGGAAGCUGAGCAGCUAUUUGAUGCGCUGGACAGAUACGCAGCGGACGAGAACGAUAAUACUGAACAGGAGCUGUCACUCCGACAGACCUUGGUCUUCUCUGCGACAUUUCAGAAGGGCCUGCAGCGAAAGCUUGCUGGAAAGGGAAAGAGUGGACUGAAGAAUAAGGACGACUCUAUGGAGUACCUCCUGAAGAAGCUCAAUUUCCGCGAGGAACGCCCAAGGUUUGUCGAUGUCAACCCGGUUUCACAAAUGGCCGAGGGGCUCAAAGAGGGCCUCGUUGAGUGUGGUGCCAUGGAGAAGGAUUUGUACCUUUAUACAGUGCUUCUACUGUAUCCGACCGCACGAACUAUGAUCUUCACAAACUCAAUUGGUGCCGCACGUCGAAUCACGCCAAUGCUGCAGAAUCUGAACUUGGCGACUCUCCCGCUACAUUCUCAGAUGGCACAAAAGGCCCGCUUACGAUCCAUCGAGAAAUUCACUGACGCUCCAAAUGGCAAAACAUCCAUCUUGGUUGCUACCGAUGUUGCUGCACGUGGUUUGGACAUUCCUAAUGUGGAUCUUGUCAUUCAUUACCACGUUCCUCGAGCUGCAGAUGCCUACGUCCAUAGGUCGGGAAGAACAGCUCGAGCCCAAAAGACUGGCGUUAGUAUUCUGCUGUGCUCCCCCGAGGAAGUUGUUUCUACACGGCGUCUCAUUGCCAAAGUACACUCAGAACGCAAGGUUGCGAGCAAGAAUUAUUUUGUUCAGACUGUUGAUGUGGAUCGAAAGCUUGCCGGUCGCUUGAAGCCGCGUGUCAACUUGGCAAAAAAGAUUGCCGAUGCCGGCUUAGCAAAAGAAAAAGGCAGCAAAGAAGACGACUGGAUGCGCAACGCCGCGGAAGAAUUAGGUGUUGAGUAUGACAGCGAAGAGCUUGAGAAGGCUGGAAAAUGGGGAGGUCGUGGUGGUGGUAGGAGACUGAAGCAAGAUGAGGCUAGGGCUAUAACUAAAGCUGAGCUGGGAGCUAUGAGAGCCGAGCUCAAGGCCCUCUUGGCGCAGCGCAUCAAUGCUGGUGUCAGCACCAAGUAUAUUGCAACUGGCCAGCUCGAUGUGGAUGAAUUGCUCAGGGGAGCGACGGGCGACUUCUUAGGAAAAGUCGACGGUCUUGAUAUCGGGAGCCUAUAA
Molecule: messenger RNA, 2283 nt
Organism: Truncatella angustata
Lineage: Eukaryota; Fungi; Ascomycota; Sordariomycetes; Amphisphaeriales; Sporocadaceae
Product: DEAD/DEAH box helicase
Exons: 2
Coding region: 1-2283 (760 amino acids)
Cellular component (GO): nucleolus
Molecular function (GO): RNA helicase activity; nucleic acid binding; ATP binding
Source: RefSeq, a predicted model, not a curated record